ACCCCACCCCAGAUUACGUAUAAUUCAUACUUUUUUAUCGGGAAAAGAGAGAAUUCUCCGAAGACAAGACUUCUCCUUCUCCAGAGAGAUUACAGUUACAUACACAAAACAACUAUAUAUAUAUGUAAUCUCUAUAUACGCGCACUUUCUCUAUCUAGGAUUUUGUGAUCUUCUUCUCAAGAAACUGGAACCCCAUGCAGCACACCUAUUAAUCUAAAGAGAACAUUAAGAAAUUUGGGUUUUUCUUUUCCGCAGCUAAUGGUAUUUGAGAAUGACGGGUCGAGAAGGUGGCCAUGUGGUGCCGGUAGAUGCUCCCAACGCCGUCUCCGUCUCCGUCUCCGUCGCCGGGUUCAAGAAAAAGGGUGCUGGGUCAAGAAGCUGGAUUUUAAUGGAUUCUUCGGGUCAAGAAAUUGUAUUGGAUGUUGAUAAAUACGCGAUCAUGCACCGGGUGCAGAUUCACGCUCGUGAUCUCCGCAUCCUCGACCCUCUCUUGUCUUACCCCUCAACUAUUCUCGGACGUGAGAGAGCCAUUGUUCUCAAUUUAGAACAUAUCAAGGCCAUUAUUACAGCUGAUGAGGUGUUGCUUCGCGAUCCAUCAGAUGAUAAUGUAGUUCCUAUAGUGGAGGACCUUAGAAGGCGACUUAAAUCAGUGAAUUUGAAUAGAGAAGAUAAUGGAGAUGGCAAUUUGGCAGUGCACAAUGAUGUUGAAACUGCUGAUGAAGAUGAUUCUCCGUUUGAGUUCCGAGCCCUCGAGGUGGCCUUGGAAGCCAUUUGCAGUUACCUGGCUGCCCGCACAAUAGAACUGGAGACUGCUGUUUACCCAGCUCUAGAUAUGCUUACAUCAAAGAUUAGUAGCCGUAAUUUAGAUCGAGUGCGUAAAUUAAAGAGUCAAAUGACAAGGUUGACUGCUCGUGUACAAAAGGUUAGAGAUGAGCUAGAACAGCUUUUGGAUGACGAUGAUGACAUGGCGGACCUUUACUUAUCUAGAAAGUUAGCUGCCGCGUCACCUUUGAGUGACUCAGGCGCAGCUAAUUGGUCCCUUGUGUCACCUAUGGUAGGCUCCAGGAUAUCUAGAGCUAGUAGGGCAAGUAUGGCAACAGUUCGUGGUGGGGAAGAAAAUGAUGUUGAGGAACUCGAAAUGCUACUUGAGGCUUACUUCAUGCAAAUUGAUGGCACACUCAACAAACUAACCACGCUUCGGGAAUAUAUCGAUAACACAGAAGACUACAUCAAUAUCCAGCUUGACAAUCACCGAAAUCAGCUGAUUCAGCUAGAGCUAUUUCUCAGCUCUGGAACUGUGUGUUUAUCCAUUUACUCGUUGGUGGCUGGAAUUUUUGGUAUGAACAUUCCAUAUACGUGGAAUGAUGAUCAUGGUUACAUGUUUAAAUGGGUGGUUAUCUUCACAGGGGUUCUUUGCUCAACAGUUUUUGUACUUAUAAUUUCUUAUGCUCGCUACAAAGGUCUUGUUGGUUCUUGAUUGAACGGAGAGGAUGCGAUGGAAGUUGAGUCAAUCCAAUGUAUAGAUGACUGCAAAUUUUUUUUAGCUAGCUUACCAUUUUGGGUUGUGGUGACUAUUAUAGUGAAUUCAUAAAGAAAAGCAUGCUAUUCUUUGAUUAUUUUUUUUUAAUAAAUUAUUAUUGCUAGAUGUAUAUACAGGUUCAAGGUUAA
Messenger RNA from Sesamum indicum (sesame), 1668 nucleotides. RefSeq names its product magnesium transporter MRS2-I. The record is from RefSeq and is a predicted model, not a curated record. NCBI's taxonomy places the organism in Eukaryota, Viridiplantae, Streptophyta, Magnoliopsida, Lamiales, Pedaliaceae. Gene Ontology annotation, biological process: transmembrane transport; magnesium ion transport. Gene Ontology annotation, molecular function: magnesium ion transmembrane transporter activity. Gene Ontology annotation, cellular component: membrane.